CUCAGGGUUGCAGCAGAACAUCCCCCUUUCGUCUCCUCCCCUUCAUCGUUUCUCUGUUUUUUAACAAAAACCCUCACGCUUCAUCCAUUUUCACUUCCAUUCUUCCCAUUUUUUUCCGAACUGUAGUUGUUUAUUCUGCGGCCAGUUGCAUGCAUUGUUCGUCUCCCAAAAUGGUUUGCGAGACUAAAAUUGUUGCGGACGAGCACGAUGCUAUACCUGGGACCAAAAAAGAGUCGAUCAUGUGGAGCUCUCCUCCGUCCAGCGCGGCUCUGAACCCGGCUGAGGCUAAGGAUGUGAGGAAAGAUGCGGUUUUUAUCCGUGAGUUCGAGCGCGGGGAUCAGGAGGAGGUGCGGCGCAUUUUUUACGAGGGCAUUAUGGAGAGGAUACCCAACACUGCAUUUAGGGGGCUCAGGCAGCAGCCGAAGACUCAGUUUUUAUAUGCUCUUCUGACAGUAAUGUGCUUUUACGUGACCAAAUCCGUCACGCUGACCUGCUGUGCGCCUCUCUUUCUCAUGGGUGCGCGCUACUACUACAGCAGGAAAGUUAUCCAGAGUUAUCUGGACUUUGCUCUGCACACGGACAUGGCUGACAUAGAGGCUUAUUACAUGACACCCACAGGCUCCUGUUUCUGGGUGGCAGUGCUCGAUGGACGUGUGGUGGGGAUCGUGGCGGCGCAAGGUCGUGAGGAUGACAACACGGUCGAGUUGCGGCGCAUGUCGGUGGACUCCCACUACCGCGGCAAAGGCAUCGCAAAGGCCCUGGGUCGUCGUGUUUUGGAGUUCGCUGUGCGUAACAACUACGCCGCCGUGGUCCUCGGCACGACGGCUGUCAAGUUGGCCGCCCACAAGCUGUAUGAGUCGCUGGGCUUCCGCCGAACGGGCCAGAGCGAGGAUUACAGGCUCCCCGGCAUGAGCCGCUCGCCGCUGGAGAGGCUCUUCUUCCAGAUCCGCUACAGCCGCUACCGCCUGCAGCUCCGCGAGGAGUGAGAGGUGACAGAGAGAGGGAGAGAGAGAUGGAGAUGGAGAGAGAGAGGGACAGAGAGAGAGAGCAACGACCCUCCUUCACCUGAGAGCCCCCGACCGCAUCCUCUCCUCUUGACAGCUUUUAUUUAUUUUGUGUCAUUAGUGAUAACUUCGAGUACUUAACACUUCGACUACUUCACCUUUAAAGUCACUAACGUUUUCAUCACUAUUAUGAUUUUGUUGCUGUUGUUUUUGUGUUAUACAUUUAUAAAUAAGAGUUUGUUUCUUUUAUCUUGAUUUUCUUAGCUAUUUUUUGGUACCUUACCCCUCCCCUUUCAUUGUGGGAGAAAAUUAAAUCAGCUUUUAAAGACACCAUCUUACUGACACCCUGACUAGGUACCCUCUCGAGCCCCUUUGGUUUUAUAUUCAUUCGACUCUGAUCAAUACUCCCCUUCAUUACUUCUCCCCAGCACCCUUUUUGACCCUCCCCCAUUACCUCAAGCCUGACCCUCCCAUUUUCCUAAAUCCCUCACAAAAAUUCAACAGCCAGGUUUAGUCGCAGUGAAAGGAGACAUCAUUUUUCAGCAGGGGUGAAUAGGACGGAGCAAUGGACAGGUCAGGAGGCCCAAAUAUGGCUUCCGGGUGAGCAACACGAACAAAACCUGACUUUGAUGUUCACACUCUUUUCAGAAAAGCUCGUUAUUGCUUUCUGUGUAUGCAUCUUUGGCUGCUCACACAGAAAAACCAUGUCAUUUGGCUGUUUUCCAGUCUCUCAAGACACCAUAUUGAAGCACAGCAAGAGUGUGUUACUGACCCCCACAGUGUGAGAGAAGGAUGGCAGGAUGGUUACCGGAAAUGUGCUGUGUUUCCUGCAUCCUGAUGGAUUUGAAUCAACACAGCGCAUCUUCCUAAAACACCCUGUGCUCCUUCUUCCUCAUCAGAUCUCUCCUUCCUCUCUAUUGCCUCCUAUCCUCCGUUUAUCGCUGCUUUUUGCUCUCAAAUGCUGAGGAGAGGGUCCCUGAUUGGUUGAGGUGACAGGAGGGAGGAACUUUCUCGCUGACAGAUCCUGAGAAACAAUAUAGCUGCAUGUCAGAGCUUGUCUGUUUGUGUGUGACUGUUCAGAGUGUAUGUGUGAGUGUUGAGGCAGUGGUCCGACAUACGACCAGUCCAGACACAUGUACGAUGAACAACUAACCUUUUUUAAUUUGUGUGAAGGCGCACACUUUUCUUGCUAAAAGUUAAGUAUUAUCUUUCUAUGUGUACUUAAUAACUGUUUACUGAUUUAGGAAAGAUAAAUUAUAACAUUUUGAACAUGUUUACUAUUUGACUGACAAUUAGUAAUUUUAUAAACACAUAUUACCACAUUGUAAUAUGCAAAUUUUACUGUCAAAAGUAGGAAAAACACAAAAUAGCUGCACCUGACACUACAUAUACAAAAUCCAGGUUAUUGGGGAACAGCUUGGUAAAACAUAAAAGCAAUACCUGCAAACCAACAGUACAUAACUGAGCACAAAUAGUAACUAAUUAUUUAAACUAAUGUAUUGGCAUGAGUGUCCCCCCGUCCUUCAUGUAUUUAUAUUGUGUACACAGCGGAAAACUCAUGUAGCGAACAAACGUUUCUCCCAUAUCACCCCCUCUCCAUCUCCAUCCUUUGACCAUACAACCAGCAGUAGAUUCUGUCAUCCAUGAUUCUGAGCCUAAGUUGUGUCAUCAUGAAUCAUUCUUUGUAAAAGUUGAAGCAAAACACAAACAAAAAAAUCACAUAAAAUUUAAAAAAUGUAAAAAAAAAAAAGUGAAUACAAUUGUAAUCAUCAUGAAGUUAGCGAUGACCCUCCUCUGCCUUGCCAUUCUUUCCUCCCUGCAAAACUCUCCCAACCCCCCAUUCAUGAAUCUGUCUGCAACCCUGGGCUAGACCCCAAACCCUCCAUUUGAACCCUGCGCACCCUCAACUGAGCUUUGACCUUCCCUUUCCCAGGCUGCACCCAUUCCCCCACCCAUCUCUGCAUGCGCCGCAGAGCCUUGCUGCACUGCUUUUAUUAUUCCAUUUAAAGCUUGUUGGACCAACCCCAAACCCUACCCUGAUGUCAUCCAGGCAGCUUUGAAAAGUGCUGGUUUGAGUUAGACGACAUGCUCUUGUAUGCAGAUGAUGAGUGUAUUUGUGUAAGCUUACCUGCCUGGAUGGCAUCAUGCCUGCCAGCAAACCAACUGUAGAAUGCAAAAAGCAAUGCAAGUGUGGCAUGCCUCUGUACCCGGUGUGUGUACGGUGCCUGCCCUGGAAAAGUGUAGAAAACAAUUUAUAAAUAUAAUAUAUAAAUAUAUAUAUAUUAUAAAAAGAAAAUAAGCUUCUGUUUAUAGAUGAACAUAUUAAAGAAAUGUGUGUUUCUUUAUAUGGAAAAAAGAAAACUUGUACCAUUUGCAUGAAAUGUGACUUUGAAUGCAAAUAUAACUUUUAGGGGAGAAACUCCUAGCACAUGGCAUACAGUGGAACCAUAGACUUGUAAUUUUAUAUUUCUUUUAUUAUUUUAUAUUUCUUUUGUUAUUUUAAUCCUCUGGAGUCAAGACAAAGUGUGAACCUGACACGAGCCAGUGCUCCUCAAUCUUUGCAAACUCUCAUUGAGAUGAAAAGCUUUGCCAAAUUUUAAAAAGUUCAAUGCUAUUUGGAUUCAUCGAUCAUUGGCUGGUGGAGUUAGUUUCUUUCUUUUCAGUAAGAAUGAGGCCUUCUUCUAUUAAACCAGCUUGGGGAAAGGUUCCCAAAACCUUGAAGAUCAUCAAUGGGCAUUUGACAAAUCACACGAUAAAAAAAACAUUUCUGUGUAGUGCAGAGUGCAAAAAUAAACAAUCUUAUUUUCACUAAAUGCCAAGUUUAUUAUAUGCAGAUAAAGGAUACAAAUUGUUACUGUCCAAUGGUUAGACUUUUAUUAAGGCUUCAGUGAUAUUAGCAGUGUUGUCAAACAGCCAGUGUCAGAAUAAAGCAACAAUCACCUAUUAUUUUGCAUUUAACUCCAGAUAACAAUUUCUACAUUAACUUAGUACAAAAAGUUAGUACAUUUGUGUUUGAUAUAUUAUUUCUUUAUUAUAACAACGCUUCUUUACAUCUUAUACCAUUGGAAAGCUUGUUUAUUUCACUUUUAAAUGGUACCACAUUUGUAGGGAGCAUGUAUUUGUGGGAUGAGCAGCAGAGCUGAGUAUGUGGGUUGCACCCAUGAAACAUUUGCCAAAUUUCUCUGCAAUGCCAAACAGCUUAUACUGCCAUUGACUCUUUUUUGGUGGAUUGGAUGAUUUGAGUCUGAAGAAACAAGACAUAUUGGCAAUUUAAUAGUUUAUUCAUCAAACAAACAGGAGCCUCAGUGUGGAAAGACCACAAACAGCCACAACAGCCUGGCACCUCCUCCUCAUACUGGUCACCAGCCUGGUCACACAAUGCUGUGGGAUGACAUCCUAUUCUUCAACCAGCAUUUGUCACAAGUCAGCCAGUGAGGUUGUGUUGGUCUCUCUGGCAUGAACAGCACACCCAAGCUGAUCCCAGAAGUGUUCAGUGGGGUUGAGGUCAGGACUGCUGGCAGGCCAUUCCAUCCUUUCCACUCCCAGGUUCUGGAGGUAGGCUCUGAUAAACCCCGCUCUGUGGGGGUGUCAUCUUGGAGGAUAGAGUCCAGUCCCAGACUGUAGAGAUAUAGGAUUACUGCUGGUCGCAGAAUGUCAUCUCGAUAUCUCUCUGCAUUGAGAUUGUGGAAUAAUGCCCCUAGAGGUACCAGAAUUUCUAAACAAGACUCAGUAACAACAGCAAAAUGAACUGUUUGGCACUGGUAGAAAAGAUCUGGCACAUUUUUCUAUGGGCGCAAACCACAUACUCAGCUCUGCUGCUCAUUCCACAAAUGUGUGAUCCUUACAAAUGUGGCACUAUUUAUAAGGGACAUAAACGUCUUUAAAACAGUAUAAGAUUUAUUGCCAAGAAGCACUGUUACAACAAGGAAAUAAUCUACCAAACACAAAUUUCCUCACGUUUUGUGUUAAGUUUAGAUUUAUUUAAAGGUAUACGCUACAUAAGCUGAUGCAGCAAUUGGAAUACCAAACAUUGAUAUGAGUAGGAUUUUAGAUCCUCAGGUUUGACUUUUUGUAGGCUACCAGCUUGUCUUUUGGACCAAACGUAUCCACAUUUGGGCCAUAAAUAAAGUAGUGUCAGGAUGCCAAAUUUGACUACAACUUUAUGUUUUUUCAUUUAAGGAGGUACAUACCAAAGGCUGUAUUUAAUAAGUUGAUUUAGCCACAUUGGAGUCAUCCAUUGCUUUGAACAUAUUGCCAACUUAUUCAUGGAACCAAAAGAGAUCAUAUUUAGGUGAUUGGUCUCUUGAAUACUUCACAGUGCCAAUCACAAGUAGCCAUGGCCCAAAGUGAAGCCAAGAUUACCUUUGAAUUUACACUAAAUGGGACCAUCAUAUACAAAAUUAACCUUGAAGAAGACUGAAAUCUAUCAACAAAGGCAAAAUGUUAAUGAAGUUAAAAAGAAGCCAAAGUUGAGAUGCCUUUUAAAAAAGCAUUGGCUUCACAUUUGAAACUAAAAGGAUACGUCCACUUCUUUUACACAGUCUAUAGUAUAACCUCACGAUGGAAAAAGUUGACAAAAGACGUAAGAUGCCAGUUUAGGUCAGGUUCAAAGGUACGUACCUCCACCUUGAACCUUUUUGUUACACCAUGUCCAAGGAGGUUUAUCUCCUAAUGAGUUUUUUUGUCUUUUAAUUUAAUGGUACGCAAUUUUCUCUAUAAAAAAAUCACAUGUAAAAGCAAGACACAAAUGCACUACAAACAUCACAGUAUUUUACAAGAGAAAGAAGAUAAGAAAUGCAUCAGAUAUUUUUUGGGAGCGAGGGGGAGGAUGUUUCUUGACUUUUUGAUGCAUCUGCUUUGAACUUUGAGAGUCAAAAAAGGGCCUGAUUAUAUUUGCACCAUACACCACUGACAUACAGAAACUAUAAACCAUCUUUUAAAACUUGAUGCUGCAGUUAUGAAAUAUAGCUGUCAGUGUAAUUGAAGCUUUAGAUGUCUUCACAAAACAGCAGAGAAACAUUUGGAGUAUUUCAGGAUGUAAAUCAGUAUGUGAAGGUUCUCCCUGUAUAAUUCUAUCAGACCUGGGUGAGGUGUGACGGGGAGUGGGGUUGUAAAAAUAACCGCUGGUCUGGGGCUUGUGUACGAAUGUGAAGUCUGUCAAUUCUGAGCCAUUUCUACUGCUGCCAAUGUUAGUUUGUUGCCAGAUGAAAUUUAAGACACCCCUUUUUUGUUUGUUUUCCUUUUAGGGGGAGAAUUAAGUGUCAGUAAAAGAACAUAACCUGAACAAUAUCAUUCAAAACGCCUUCGCUAAGGCCUUAUGCACUGGAAACAAGCGCUGGAGUUCAAAUAUCUUGUGGACUGCAUGGCUGCGGGUAGCUAAAGAGUGAUUUUGAAUUGUAAAGAUGAAGUGCACUGACUUAAAUGCAUUUAUUUCUAGUCUGAGCAAUGUCUGUUUUCUACUUCAUGUGAAUGCUAUGCCCUGUACUCUCACCUCCCACUGAAACUGGUGACGCAUACUUCAUGUUAGAAUGUAGUAAUUAAACCGUAUGCAACUUCUACCAGAGUGUAAAUGAAACCUUUCCUUUCCUUGGAAAUGUUCUGCCGAUGUACAAUCCAAAAAAAAAAAAAAAAAAAAAAAAAAAAGAAGACUCUUUCAUUUGUUUUUCUGUGAUUUGCUUGAGUGUGAGUGUGCUGUCCUGUUGGUUGAGGUUUGAGAAGGUAUGCUGCAUAGAGGCCUCUAAAGACGGAGGAGGCUCUUUUAGUUGAGAGUGCUUUACAACCCAAAAAUGAUCAUCUGAUGCCCGAGCGGAGGCUGCAGAAAGCCAAAGCUUCAACUUCAGCUCAAGUUUAAUGUGGAAUUUCUUGAGGUUAAACUAGCCAAAUGGUUAAAAUGUCAUAAUCAGUAUUUCAUUCAGUUUAUUGGUGUUGAAAUCGCACAAAUGUACAGAUCCUGUGGGUGUGCUGUGUUACUCUGAUGGUGUGCGAACACUCACAGGCAUGAAUGUAAACUGCCAAGAUUUAUGGUCUUAGAAAGAUUUUGUUUUAAAUCUUUCCUGUUUGCUUGUUUUACUUUGUGAAUGAGACAGUCGAUAAGGAGGUUAAAAAAUGGCUUUUUGUUCUUUAAUUAAGCAACUUAACCACUACAUUAGCUGUUAGACAUGUUGUGUGAUUGUAAAUAGCUAUACAUAUUGUUACUAUAUGAUUUUACUGCAACCUGUCAUCUUUGCUGGAUUUAACCAACCCGCUGGAGUUCAUUUUUUGUCUCAGAAGAUGGCUGUC
Messenger RNA from Cheilinus undulatus (humphead wrasse), 7283 nucleotides. RefSeq names its product N-acetyltransferase 8-like (gene aspnat). Gene Ontology annotation, molecular function: L-aspartate N-acetyltransferase activity. The coding region runs from base 150 to 986 and encodes 278 amino acids. Gene Ontology annotation, cellular component: mitochondrial membrane. Lineage: Eukaryota; Metazoa; Chordata; Actinopteri; Labriformes; Labridae. The record is from RefSeq and is a predicted model, not a curated record. The transcript is spliced from 3 exons.